Messenger RNA from Aspergillus eucalypticola CBS 122712, 1194 nucleotides. RefSeq lists its product as uncharacterized. Bases 1 to 1194 code for a protein of 397 amino acids. Lineage: Eukaryota; Fungi; Ascomycota; Eurotiomycetes; Eurotiales; Aspergillaceae. The record is from RefSeq and is a predicted model, not a curated record. The transcript is spliced from 2 exons.
AUGACUCAAUCACAAAAGGAUGUCCCUGCAAACCCCGCCAAGUGGGCUGAAUUGGCAGAGAAGGAGGGUGUCCUCAAUCAACUCAUCCACGAGGAAAAGCUGUUCUCUGCUUCGAAGAUCACAUUGCGUCAGUAUUUGCUUCUUCGUGUUCUUCGCAAGAAGUCACACAGAACUAGACUGGAUCCCAAGCGGCUUGGCCUAGAACCGUGGAUGAACCAGGCUAAAGACAUGCUUCAGUCUUAUCCCUCCUGGAACACCUAUCGCGAGAGCUUUAAGGGAAAGCAUAAGGAAGGGAACUUCUUCUUAGUUCAGAAUUCACAGGCCGAGGCAGCCAAGGUCAAAAGCAACGAAGUUUCCAACAGUGUCAUGUUCUCCCCGGUCUCCAAGCACACGCGCCAACGCACCCGCGAAAGAGAACGCAAAGAACGCAGAGAGCCCUACACGUCACCGACUCGAACGAACCAGCCUUCUUUUGAGCAGCUUACUCUCGAAGAGAACACUACCGCAACAGAACCAGUAACUCCAGGAAAUGACGGAGAGGACGAUAUCUUCACCGGACCGCAGUCUAUCUCAACGGGAGACUCUCUGGGGCCCGAGGAGCUCCUACGCGACACGUACCCUCCGGUCGAUGACGAACAAAUUGUAAAUGUUGCUCUAGUAAACUUUCUCCAAGCUCUCACAGAUUAUUUCCCUUCUCUUGGAAGCUCCUGGACCAUUCAUCGGAAGUCGCUCAAAGCCAAGUUCAACGAUGCAGAAUACGAGGCAAGGACGGAUGGAUAUCUUCGAGGCAAAGUUGAUGGCGAGGUGCGUGCUUUGAUCGAAGUUAAAGCAGCCCUUCGGCGGGAAUCCCGCUUAGCGAUCUGCAUGCAGGAGGGUGCACAGUUUGUCGCCUGGCUUAAGAAUCAUCCCCAACAACCAGGAAAGCUUCCGUUCCGGCGCUUUCAAGUCUCACAAGACAGACAUGAAAUUUGGCUCAGCUUUGCCGAGUACGGUGAUGAGUACCUCAGAUACAUUGAGCAUGGCUUUCAACAUCCAGAACGUCCUCGAUCAUUUUUGACGAUUCAUGAAUUUGGUCCUUACGAUACUCGCUCAGAAUCACAUAUGACUGAACUUGCAGUUCUCCUACUUGCGCUUACUCUGCGUGCUGAUCACGAUCGUAAAGAAGAGCAGGAGAGCAAUCCAUUUGAUAACUAA